ACCGGCAGCCCUGCGGUCGCCUGGUAACGGUGGCGACCGGGCGGUCUACGGGGUGCGGGCGGCGGUGGCCGCAGAGAUCCUAGCCCGGGUCCAGCCCGGCCCUGUGGAUCUGAGCAGCGAUGGCUGCCGCGGCCGCGGUGAUCCCGCCGUCGGGCUUGGACGAUGGGGUGUCUCGGGCUCGGGGGGAAGGCGCUGGGGAGGCGGUGGUGGAGCGCGGGCCGGGAGCGGCCUACCACAUGUUCGUGGUGAUGGAAGACCUAGUGGAGAAGCUGAAGCUGCUCCGCUACGAGGAGGAGCUACUCCGAAAGAGCAAUCUGAAGCCCCCGUCCAGACACUACUUUGCUCUGCCUACCAAUCCCGGUGAGCAGUUCUACAUGUUUUGCACUCUUGCUGCAUGGCUGAUCAACAAGACUGGCCGUGCCUUUGAGCAGCCUCAGGAAUAUGACGAUCCCAAUGCAACUAUAUCUAACAUCCUGUCUGAGCUCCGCUCUUUUGGGAGAACUGCAGAUUUUCCUCCUUCAAAAUUAAAGUCUGGUUAUGGAGAACAUGUAUGCUAUGUUCUUGAUUGUUUAGCUGAAGAAGCAUUAAAAUAUAUUGGUUUCACUUGGAAAAGGCCAUCAUACCCAGUGGAAGAGUUAGAAGAAGAAACUGUUCCGGAAGAUGAUGCGGAGUUAACACUAAGUAAAGUGGAUGAAGAGUUUGUGGAAGAGGAGACAGAUAAUGAAGAAAACUUUAUUGAUCUCAACGUUUUAAAGGCCCAGACCUAUCGCUUGGACACAAACGAGUCUGCCAAACAAGAAGAUAUUUUGGAAUCUACGACAGAUGCUGCGGAAUGGAGUCUAGAAGUGGAACGUGUACUACCGCAGCUGAAAGUCACGAUCAGGACUGACAACAAGGAUUGGAGAAUCCACGUUGACCAAAUGCACCAGCACAAAAGUGGAAUUGAAUCUGCUCUAAAGGAGACCAAGGGGUUCUUGGACAAGCUCCAUAAUGAAAUUAGCAGGACUCUGGAAAAGAUCGGCAGCCGAGAAAAGUACAUUAACAAUCAACUUGAGCACUUGGUUCAAGAAUAUCGUGGGGCCCAGGCCCAGCUAAGUGAGGCAAGGGAACGCUACCAGCAGGGCAAUGGCGGAGUAACUGAACGGACCAGACUCCUGUCUGAGGUGACAGAAGAAUUAGAAAAGGUAAAACAAGAAAUGGAAGAGAAGGGCAGCAGCAUGACGGAUGGCACUCCUUUGGUGAAGAUUAAGCAGAGCUUAACCAAGCUGAAGCAAGAAACCGUUCAGAUGGACAUUAGAAUUGGGGUUGUGGAGCACACGCUACUUCAGUCAAAGCUCAAGGAGAAGUGUAACAUGACCAGAGACAUGCAUGCGGCUGUCACCCCAGAGUCAGCAAUCGGCUUCUAUUAAACACAUGGUGUUCCUGCGUCUGAUGAUUUGUUUUUUAUAUCAAAUGAUUUUUUUAAUGUUGCAUGGAUUUCCAAACAGUUUAUACUUCUUCAAGCAUAUCCAGUGGGUAUUUUUGCACAUGUUCUAUCAUGGUGACUAUGAUGGCUAAAGCCUUUACAAUGAAUAUAGUAUUUAAUAAAGUACUUAAAAUUA
Molecule: messenger RNA, 1601 nt
Organism: Rattus rattus (black rat)
Lineage: Eukaryota; Metazoa; Chordata; Mammalia; Rodentia; Muridae
Gene: Ift57
Product: intraflagellar transport 57
Exons: 11
Coding region: 120-1409 (429 amino acids)
Biological process (GO): non-motile cilium assembly; intraciliary transport
Cellular component (GO): Golgi apparatus; centrosome; cilium
Source: RefSeq, a predicted model, not a curated record